Poeciliopsis prolifica (blackstripe livebearer) is the source of this 2635-nucleotide messenger RNA. RefSeq names its product uridine-cytidine kinase 1-like 1a (gene uckl1a). The record is from RefSeq and is a predicted model, not a curated record. Gene Ontology annotation, cellular component: cytoplasm. The transcript is spliced from 15 exons. Gene Ontology annotation, molecular function: ATP binding; kinase activity. Bases 358 to 1974 code for a protein of 538 amino acids. Lineage: Eukaryota; Metazoa; Chordata; Actinopteri; Cyprinodontiformes; Poeciliidae.
AACAAAUAUGUGACAGUCAUAUUCUAUAUAAAAGUUACAUUUAAGUGGUUAAAAUAAUAAUAAAAAAAUGCGAUUAAUCGACUAAAAUAAUCGAUAAAGUACUAAAAUAAUCAGAGCUGCAGCCUUAAUCUGACGUGUUGUGGACUCGGCGGUCAUCCCGUCACCUGGUCCUCUCUGCGUUUCCAGGUGUCUCUAUUUAUACCAGCGAUCGGCUCUUUUCCCUCAGUGAUCCUCUUAGCGUCCCACGCUGUGGCAGCGGCGUGGAGCAGCUUUACCGGUGACAGUUCAGGCUGCAAGCCGAGCUGCACACAGCAACAGGUUCCUCCACGGUGCUGCGGGUUGCCACCGAGUAGCGAGAUGUCAAGCGGGUCGGAUAUGUCUCUGCUUGACUGCACCGGAGCCCGAAUCUCCGGGUGCUGGUCACUGAGAAGCGACCGCAGUGGGAGCGGAGAGGACUCGCUGGACCGGCUCCUGCCUCACGCCGGGGCCCCCCGCAGGAAGAGCGCCACCUCUCUGAGUAAAACGGAACCACCUCUGCUCCGCACCGGCACACGUACCAUCUACACCGCCGGCCGCCCUCCCUGGUACGACGAGCACGGCGCUCAGCCCAAAGAGGCUUUCGUCAUCGGGCUGUGUGGCGGCAGCGCCUCAGGGAAGACCACCGUGGCCAACAAGAUCAUCGAGGCGCUCGAUGUGCCGUGGGUUGUGCUUCUGUCUAUGGAUUCUUUCUACAAGGUUUUAUCCCCAGAGGAGCAGCUGCUGGCUGUGCAGAACGACUACAACUUUGACCAUCCGGCGGCGUUCGACUUCCAGCUGCUGGUGGCCACGCUGCGAAAGCUGAAGCAGGGGAAGAGCGUCAAGAUCCCAGUGUACGACUUCACCACACAUGGGAGGCAGAAAGACUGGAAAAAUGUGUACGGCGCCAGUGUUAUCAUAUUCGAGGGAAUCAUGUCUUUUGCAGACAAAGAGCUUCUUCAGCUGCUGGAUAUGAAAAUCUUUGUGGACACAGACUCAGACAUCCGACUCGUCCGCCGGCUCCGCAGGGACAUCACAGAGCGCGGCCGGGACAUUGAAGGCGUCAUCAAGCAGUACAACAAGUUUGUGAAGCCUGCCUUUGAGCAGUACAUUGAACCCACCAUGAGGCUGGCCGACAUCGUCGUGCCUCGAGGUGGUGGGAACAUGGUGGCCAUCGAUCUGAUCGUUCAGCAUGUCCACAGCCAGCUGGAGGAGCGUGAGCUCAGUGUCAGAGCUCUGCUCGCCUCGGUGCAGCAGACGCAGCCGCUGCCUCAGACGCUCAGCGUGCUGGAGAGCUCGCCGCAGGUCCGCGGCCUGCACACCAUCAUCAGGAACAGAGAGACGAGCCGCGAUGAGUUCAUCUUCUACUCAAAGAGAUUAAUGCGUCUUCUCAUCGAGCAUGCGCUGACUUUUCUGCCCUCUCAGCCUUGUGUGGUUCAGACUCCGCAGGGCCCGGACUACGACGGCCGCAGCUACAGGGGGAAAGGAAUCACCGGCGUCUCCAUCCUGAGGGCAGGGGAGACCAUGGAGCCCGCCCUGAGGGCCGUGUGCAAGGACGUCCGCAUCGGGAAGAUCCUGAUCCAGACCAACAUGGACUCCGGCGAGCCAGAGCUGCACUACCUGCGCUUGCCCAAAGACAUCAGCGAGGAUCACGUCAUCCUGAUGGACAGCACCGUCUCCACCGGCGCCGCGGCCAUGAUGGCGGUCCGGGUUCUGCUGGACCAUGAGGUCCAGGAGGAAAAGAUCAUGCUGGUGUCGCUGCUGAUGGCUGGACUGGGAGUGCACUCUGUGGCCUACGCCUUCCCAAAGGUCAAGAUCAUCACCACGGCUGUGGACAAGGACCUGGACGAGUCCUUCCACGUUAUUCCUGGAAUCGGAGACUUUGGGGACCGGUACUUUGGGACGGACGGGUCGGUCGGUUGGAGCGAUGAAGAGAACCAGGAGCAGUUGUCAGUGUGACUCUGGUUAAUGCACAGACACCAAAUAUAUUCUUAUAUUUAUUUUCUACACUAUAGACCAUUUUUUGUAUUAUAAAACAGCUACAAAUGUGCUGAAUAUUUCUAUAAAGAUUGGUGCCUUCACCUGUAGGGUUAAAUGUUGCAAUAAUCUCAUUUGUUUCAUAAUCUAAAUGAGGAUAUGAAUGUGUGAUAAUGAUAGAAAUAAUUUUAAAAAACUAUUUUAUUGCUUAUUUUUUAGGCAACUGUAUGUUUUUGACAGUAUAAACUCAAAUAUUGCCCUUGAAAACAUUCUCAUUAGACUCCUUCAGGACGCCACUUACUUAAAAAAGUGAGAUUUAUAUCAUGAAAUUUCACACAGUGUCUGCAUUUACUCAUAUUUUUUAAUUUACUGAUAUUUAUUGAUGCUCUCAUGGGGCAAAAGAGUGGAGAAAAUAGCAAUAGUUAUUUAAUUUGCAGGAGAUUCUCAUCAAAAUUGUCGUUGCAAGAAGUGUACAAUAUUGCACCAACUUUUUGAUGCCGACCUUCUGAUAAAACAAUGUUGUGACCAAAGCUCCAAAACUGAGAGACUUGGAGACACAAAGAUGCUGGAGAAUGAUGUGAAGAAAGAGGAAAAUGUGAGAUGAAACUCCAGUUCUAAGAUGCAAAUAAACAAUUUAAUUUUA